AAUGAAAAUAUUAUACAAAAAGAGUGGAUAAACAAUUAAUUAAAAACUAAAAUACAAUUUAGAAGUGUGACAAAAAACUAUGUAGAAUGUAAAUGACACCUAAAUUACAAUAAAAUGAAAUAUUGCCUAGGCAAUGGUUUUGAGUUGUUAUCUGCACCAAUAGUUUCGUAACUCAGUGACGUAUAAUAAUUAUUAUAAAUUAGGACAGUCAUGCAAAUAAGCUGUUUGAUACCUGUCAACAGCAAGAGCUGCAAAUUGAAAUUGAUUUCUGCCUGAGAUUACAUAUUUUCAACAGCUAUCUCCCAGAAAUUGGGUUGGGUUGGAUUGGCAAUCAUGGGAAAUCCUGUUUAUUUCGAAUGCAAAAGUGCUUGGCUUGACUCUGCAUGCUAUGGGGGUGUAAUUAUUUUCUUCAAACCAUUGAUGCCAGUGCUGCUUCAAACUCCCUGUGUGAAAACCGCCUCUGCUGCUCUUUCUCCAUUAUUCCUGGGGAAUUUUUUCAUUUUUUUUCAAUAAAAAAGCAAAUGUAACAAGCCGACAAAUUGCCGUUUUUUUGCGCAUUUCUUAACAGGUGAUGAGGGGCCCCAUGAGGCCAGGGGUUUCUGAAAAUUUGUUUUCACACAUGCAUUCAAAUUGCAAUGAAACUAUGGCUGCGAAUGCAGAAAGAGAACCUGAUCUUGCAAUGAAUAUUGAAGACUCAGGGAAUGAAGGAAGCCUUGAUGGGUUUGAGGGUAGACAUAGUGAAGAUAGUGAUAGUGAUGUAGAUCGUGUAGGCUUAGAGGACGAUGGCGGUGGCCCAGAACCUGGGGGAACAGAUGACGAAGAAGAGGAAGCUCAAUGGACAGAACAGCUGAGUGACUUCCACGUCCCAGACUUCCAAGCAGCAACUGGAAUAACUUUUACCUUACCUGCUAAUCCCAAUCCUCUAGAUUACUUUGUAGAAUUCAUAAGUGAUAAUUUAUGGGAUUUCAUUGUUGAAGAAACUAACCGCUGUGCUCGCCAAAAGCUUUGUGAUGUACCCCAGCGCCUUGCUAAAUUCGUUCCUGUCACACCCGCAGAGAUCAAGGCAUUUGUAGGAAUCAAUGUAAUUAUGGGCAUCAAUGUCCUUCCCAAUCUAGCUUUAUAUUGGUCUUCUGAUAGUUUUUUUGGUAACCAGGGUAUUAAAAAGGUUAUGCCUAAAAAUAGAUUUCAGGAAAUAAGUUGUUAUUUACAUUUUAAUGAUUCUACUAGAGAACCUGCUCGUGGUACUCCAGGUUUUGAUCGCCUUUACAAGAUAAGGCCGAUUUUAAACUCUGUGUUGAACAAAUGUCAAAGUAAUUUCAAACCAACCAAGAACCUUUCCAUCCAUGAGGGUGUGAUCAGUUAUAAGGGGACAAGGGAAUCUUUUAGACAAGACAUGGCUGCUAAGCCAAAUAAGCAUGGAAUCAAAGUUUGGAUGGCAACUGACUCAAGCAAUGGGUAUAUUUUGAAUUUUGAUGUUUACCUAGGUAAAGAAAAUGAUGUUCGUCGGCACAUUUAUGGGUUGGGUUAUGAGGUUGUAACUAAGUUGGUUAGGCCUUUCAUGAACAGGAACCAUCGUGUAUUUUUUGAUAACUUCUUUACAACAACUAAGCUGUUAGAACAUUUAGAAGUUAAUGCUACUUUUGCUUGUGGAAAGGUCAGGUGCAAUCGUAAAGAUUUGCCAGCAUGUGCAAAAGACAAAUUGCAAGCUGGGGAGAAGUUGGUUCGCCAGAAAGACCAUGUUGUUUUCACCAAGUGGCGUCACAGACAGGAAGUUAGUGUAGUGAGUACUAUUGUAAGUCCUUUAGCUGAUGAUGUUGUGGUUAAUCAGGUUGUGAAACCAGUUGUAAUUGAUUUGUUCAACAAGUCCAUGGGGGGCAUUGAUCAUGCCGAUCAAUUGCGCGGGUAUUAUUCUGUAGGACGUUCAUGUCACAAGUGUUAUAGGCAUAUUUUUUGGUUUUUGAUUGAUAUUUCAAUAUGUAAUGCUUUUGUCCUUUGUAAUCACCAUCGGUUAGGGAAAGGUCAGUGUAAACUUAGACAGUUAGAUUUCAGGUUAAGUCUUGCUAAGCAAUUGAUUGGGGGAUUUUCUACUACUGUGUCUGCAGCACAAUCCUCAAAGCGCCGUAAGAUUGAGGCUUUUGCGCUUGAGCAGGGAAAUUCAUCGAAACAUUUUAUUGACAAAAUUGAGGGCAGGAAAAGACAGUGUGUUCAGUGUAAGAGGGAGGGUGCAAAGACUCCCAAAGGUCGUCCUAUAGAAACUAGUUUUGAAUGUGUCCAGUGUAGUGUUGCACUAUGUAAAGAAGUUUGCUUUAAUGAUUAUCAUAUGUUGUAAAUUAUUUAUCAUACAUGUAAUGCAAAUGUAGUUGAACCUUGCGUAAACAACCACCCCAAAUGUCAAGCUCAGGUGGUCGCUUACGAGAGCUUUGACCAUACUGAGUCACAAGUCUGCCUCAUUAGCAUAUGGUAACUGCAGAGAGUUUCCCCAUGUUUUGAAUAUUUAAUCACAGUGAAGUCAAUUUCAAGAAAAAAUCCAGUACUUCCCGUUGAGAAAUUUCCAUCUCUUGUACUACUCAGGAAUGCGGUAAUUUUUACUAUGACAUUUUAUUAUCCAAUUUCCACUUAAUUAACUGUCAAGUUGUCACUUACAGAAGAUAAAAACACAAUGGAAAAUUUCAAACUUUUAGUUCUAAAAGUGGUUAUGGUAGCUUACGAGAGGUGGUUGCUUACAAGAGGUUUCAAAUAUUGUGAUCUGACUUGGAAACUUUUGGUUUUGUGGAAAACCAGUUGCUGAGUACAGAUGGUCACAAUUUACAAGAGGUGGUUGCAACUGGAGGUCUUAUUUUCAAAUUGGAUUGUACAUGUAUCCAGUUUAUGUAUUGGCUUUUUUCCCAAUACUUUGAUUGAUAUAUAUAUUUUUUUCAUAAUGGAAAUGCUAUUGAUUUCAUAAAAUUACAGAAAACAAUUAUGCCAUUUUGUUGCAUUGCAAAGAAAUUACAGUGUAUAUAAUUCCUUAUAGACUUGUAGAGUUACAGUUCAUUUUGCAGAUAUUUUUAAUAAUUGGCCACUUUCUUGACUUCCAAAUAAACAUUAGUUUGAAACCUG
Messenger RNA from Orbicella faveolata, 3099 nucleotides. RefSeq names its product piggyBac transposable element-derived protein 4-like. The record is from RefSeq and is a predicted model, not a curated record. NCBI's taxonomy places the organism in Eukaryota, Metazoa, Cnidaria, Anthozoa, Scleractinia, Merulinidae.